AUGGAAUUUGGAUCAUCAGCACAAUCAAGGCCUGAGACUUCACAUCAUAGCGGUACUUCCCGGGUGCCACGUAUGUUACCGGGUGGGAAAGUUUACACAAUAGAUGAACAGGGUAGAAGGAAUGCUAGGACUGUUGGUAGUCCUAAGGACAUAUGGCACAUACCUGAUGGGGAAAGGAUAGUGAUCCAAUUCAAUGCCGCAUACCAACCAACUGGCCCGGGUAGUGAGAAAUUUAGAAGAAUCUGUGGGAAGAUUAAAAAAUUCUAUAUGGAGCCUGUUCACGAUAUUGCAAACAUAAAAAGGCUAACGUUGGUGGACCUCACAACAAAAAGAAGGCAGUUCAGGCACGAGGUCAAGAAAAGUAUGAAUUUGAAAGAAACAGAUGCCGUAGAAUCUGUGGUUAGUAGGGCGGUGACAGCGCAAAUUUUUGAUUCAGAAGACUUUCAAAUGCAAGUUGAUAGGUGGUUGUCUUCGGCUGAUAAGGCGAAUUCAUUGAAGGCCAAGAUGAGCCGUAGCUGCAAUGCAUUUCUUCACACUCUGGGAUCGAAGAGCAUCGCACAGGUUGCACAAGAAAUGGACGAAGACACAAGUGAAACUUCGAACCGAGACGAUAUGUUCAUUGUCUCGCAUACCAAGAAAGAUGGGAACCCUGUGAAUGCAACGGCUGGGGAAGCUAUGGCAAAGAUAAGGGCAAUUAUCGAAAAUCAGUCGCCUUCAGAACGAGAAAGUUCACAGGGGUCGGUAUAUUGGUCGCACAACGAUGCGUGCGCACAAGUGCUAGGGUGGGAACAUUCCAGCCGUAUAUGCGGGGUGGGGCUAGGGCCGACUUCCAGUAAAUCCUCCUUUUAUUCCUUCGACCAAGGAUCAAUAUCUACUGCGCCUACUCCCAGGGAAAUAAAGAUGGCUGCUGAGGUGGAACGUUUGAGGAAUUUGUGCGAAGAGCAAAACACCAAAUAUGCAGCGCAACAGGAAGAGUUGGCAAGUGUCAAACGUAUGGUAGCCAUGAUUAUGGCGGGGAAACUACCAUCAAUGGAAAACAACCAAGAAGGUGAUGUCUAG
Molecule: messenger RNA, 1059 nt
Organism: Alnus glutinosa
Lineage: Eukaryota; Viridiplantae; Streptophyta; Magnoliopsida; Fagales; Betulaceae
Exons: 6
Coding region: 1-1059 (352 amino acids)
Source: RefSeq, a predicted model, not a curated record